Toxotes jaculatrix (banded archerfish) is the source of this 2124-nucleotide messenger RNA. It is a transcript of the gene napab, whose product is annotated as N-ethylmaleimide-sensitive factor attachment protein, alpha b. Lineage: Eukaryota; Metazoa; Chordata; Actinopteri; Toxotidae. The coding region runs from base 130 to 1017 and encodes 295 amino acids. The record is from RefSeq and is a predicted model, not a curated record. Gene Ontology annotation, molecular function: soluble NSF attachment protein activity; syntaxin binding. Gene Ontology annotation, cellular component: vacuolar membrane; synaptobrevin 2-SNAP-25-syntaxin-1a complex; terminal bouton. Gene Ontology annotation, biological process: intracellular protein transport; regulation of synaptic vesicle priming; SNARE complex disassembly. The transcript is spliced from 11 exons.
ACAGAGGUGAUGGUUACUUCGCGACUGGUGAUGUGACAGGGCAAACCCGCUGCCGCUAGCACUGGUUAGCGAGUUUGUUGACUUUCGUAUUUCCUCGUUUCUCCUCAAAAUCAGAGCAGCGACACGAAAAUGGACAACAGUGGGAAAGAAAAAGAAGCGACGGCUUUAAUGGCCGAGGCCGAAAAGAAAGUAAAGUCAUCGCAGUCGUUUUUCGGCUCGCUGUUUGGGGGUUCGUCCAAGCUAGAAGAGGCCUGUGACAUGUAUGUGAGGGCAGCCAACAUGUACAAAAUGGCCAAAAAUUGGUGUGCUGCAGGAAAUGCAUUCUCCCAAGCUGCUCUCCUUCACCUGCAGAUUCAGAGCAAACACGAUGCAGCGACUAACUUCAUAGAUGCUGGAAACGCCUUCAAAAAAGCAGAUCCACAAGAGGCCAUAAACUGCCUAAACCGAGCUAUUGAGAUAUACACUGAUAUGGGGCGCUUCACCAUCGCAGCCAAACAUCAUAUCACCAUCGCUGAAAUAUAUGAGACAGAGCUGGUGGACAUUGACAAGGCCAUCGCUCAUUAUGAACAGGCAGCAGAUUAUUACAAAGGGGAAGAAUCCACCAGUUCAGCAAACAAGUGCCUUCUGAAAGUAGCAACCUACGCAGCUCAGCUGGAGCAGUACCCAAAAGCUAUUGAGAUCUAUGAACAGGUUGGAACCCACGCAAUGGACAGUACGCUCCUGAAAUACAGUGCCAAGGAUCACUUCUUCAAGGCAGCCCUCUGUCACUUCUGUGUAGACAUGCUGAAUGCAAAACUUGCUGUGCAGAAGUACGAAGAAAUGUUUCCGGCCUUUUCAGACUCCAGAGAAUGCAAACUGUUGAAGAAACUUCUAGAUGCCUGUGAAGAACAGAAUGUGGAUGCCUAUACUGAUUCGGUGAAGGAAUACGACACCAUAUCACGGUUGGACCAGUGGCUCACCACCAUGCUUCUCCGCAUCAAGAAAACCAUACAGGAUGAUGAGAGCGACCUUCGCUGACUUCCCUGCUUUCUCAGCCUGAAGCCCUCAACAUCUGACUUGCAUCCUUUGUUUUGCCUUGUCACUUCCAUUCUAGCAGAAAUCUUAAUUGUUUGAUCAUUAUCCCUUAUAUUCCUUCAUACUGUGUUUCCUUCCUACCAUCUGCAGUAUUUAUUCUUGCCUUUUUAAUCUGCUCAACUCGAUUCUCCAAAAAUUAUGGUCUUUAUAGUUAUAAACACUAUUUUCAGUGCACAGUGCACACAGUUUGUUAGUUGUAUAUUGUUAUGAUACAGGUAUUGGCCCAAUAUUAGUUAAAGCUUUCAUAAUUGGGCCUGCAAUACCUAGUAUUCAUACCAGCACACUUGCAUAAUAAAGGCUUUAUUUUAUUUUCAUUCUUAUAAUAGGGAUGAGAGGAUGCCAACAUUUCAAUCUGAAAAAUAUAUUUUCCAGAAUGUGCUUUAGAAUAAACAAAAAAUUGUUUUUUGGUGAUUUUGAGUGCUCGAGCAUACUGUAGAUCGUGUCAGGGCAUCUCUAAUUAAACAGCACCUCAUCUCAGCUGUGGUGUUCCUCUCCAAGCAGAGAGACCAACAGUUUCUGAGGUUACUCCAUGUCAAAUACUCCCUCUGCCUUAUACUGCGAAGUUCUCAGGACGUGCACAGCUAGAUCUGAUUGGGGGGGGGGUUAAUUCUUUUAUCAAAUGUUAUCAAUUAAUUUGCUAAUUGUCUUGUCACUUCCAUUUAACGUGCUUUUAUUCCACAAUAGAAGGUGAAAAAAAAGCUCAUCACCUUUGACCUUUGAACAUUUGCAUGGUUUGGUAUGGAUGAGAAAACUAGAACAGCUGUUUUCCACUGAAUAGGAGUUAUUUCUCAAGUAUUUUAUUAUUUCCUUUUUAUGUUAUUGUCUAAUUUGUUUGUUUUCUGUCAUAACUAAACAGGCUGAAAAAAAAAACAGCAUUUUUAAAGGCCUGCUCGAGAUGCAAUACAGUGAAGAAAAAGGAGCUUUACUGAUCUGAACACUGUGCUCAUGUAUCCUCCUGAUGAUUUUGUCAAUAGACAAUUGGUCUUAAAUAAUUUGUACGUCAGUGAUGUUUCCUGUCAAACCUUUGAAUAAACCCGUCUCAGUACAGCA